AUGGAGGAUGCAGUGACUCUUUCGUCGACGCUUCGACGUGCCUCUCCAUUGACCCGGCGUCGGGCGCUGGUGAUUCUUUUUGCUAUGCGCAGUUGUGCACAGAAACAUGGUAUUACCCUUUCGCUGGCCUCCAUUACUACUGCUCUCGAGUUCUCGAUGGCAGGGAAGCCGAUACGCUUCUUGUUUGCCACUGGAGGCCACGCCUCUGUCCUCCGUAGCCACGACAGAGGUGGCACGUGGCGGAUUGCAUACCGGGUAACUGGGACGAGCAAAGACCCCAUAAAUAAACCCCUCUCAGCCAAUGAUAUGACCGCCAUGGAAGACCUGGUAAGGCUCCUACCGUCAUCCGAAUCUGAGAUGAAACAGAAAGAAGAUUCAAGAAGUCACUGUUCCCCAACGGCUUCGGCGACACAAAUAACACACGUCACAGCACUGAACAGUAUGGUUGCUGUGUGUGGCAGCCAUGCAUUUCUGGCGGUUUCUGGUGAUAGAGGAAUGACCUUUGUUGCUGUGGAAGAGGGGGCCAUAUAUUCAUGCAUGAAGGAUGAACGGAGCGCAUCAAGCGGGUCCGUGCAGGUUGAAGGAGUAUCCUUUUUGUCAGAACAAUUGCUUCUUUUUUUUUGCAAGACUCAGCUAUUUUCAAUUGAGCUUAUUCACCACCACCAUCAUCGGCGUCAGCAGCCGCAGCUUGGUGCUGUUGCGCUCGGCCACGUCAGCCUAGUUAAGGUGUUUGCAACCCCCAUUGGAUGCUUGAAAACCCUUUCUCAGGGUACUCAUUGUAUGCGCGAGUUGUUUGUGUCUACAAAAGGGGCUUUGCACUAUUCGUCUGAUGGGGGACGUUCCUUUUUCACGUUUCCGCACAAGCUUGGUGUCAUCCGCGUUCUUGAAUCGAUGGAUAUGGUUAUUCGGCGUUGUGAGGUUCCCCAGUUGCCGCAAGCGUUGGUAACUCGCAUGCUGUGCACAACAGCCGAAUACAUGAAAAACAGUAAGCCGGAAAAGUAUACCUACAGUGCUAUUGCUCAUCCUUUGGGUGAAGACGGCAGCGAAAAUGCUGAGCAGGGAGUAGUUGACUCGGGUAAAGUGAUGAUGACAGUUGCUCUUCCUUACUGCACGGAAAACGUGCACUAUCGAGUACUCUUGGUGGGUGGAAUUGGAACGUCGAUACUGCCGUACGACUACACAGCUCUGUUGUUCAUUGCGGCGACAUUAAAUAGUUCAACUAAUUGUUCUAUCCGCCUUGGAUCCUUAGCGCAAAGUGUGGAAUACAUGCCGUAUAUCCGUUCAGGAGCGGCGGAGCCCACCUCGAUUGCCCUCUGCAGACGCCCAGGAUCGAACGGGUGCGUGCUCGCGCGAAGCAAUGCUUCUGGUGUCAGUUUGUCGAGCGACAUGGGUAAAUCGUGGACAACUCCUACACAAGCAUAUACAGUGGCUGUUGUUGCUAUGGAUGGUGGGGAAUUUGCUUGCUUCAACCGGCGAAAUGUGGUGAGCACCAUCAAUGGUAGCGGCACUGACAUUCACUCUGUGCCAGCUGAGCUGCGCGUGCCCUAUUUGACCGAUGCUGCGGUGAUGCUGUGA
Trypanosoma rangeli is the source of this 1575-nucleotide messenger RNA. RefSeq lists its product as uncharacterized. The transcript has a single exon. Lineage: Eukaryota; Euglenozoa; Kinetoplastea; Trypanosomatida; Trypanosomatidae. The record is from RefSeq and is a predicted model, not a curated record. The coding region runs from base 1 to 1575 and encodes 524 amino acids.